Heterostelium album PN500 is the source of this 600-nucleotide messenger RNA. It is a transcript of the gene commd8, whose product is annotated as COMM domain-containing protein 8. The coding region runs from base 1 to 600 and encodes 199 amino acids. The transcript is spliced from 3 exons. NCBI's taxonomy places the organism in Eukaryota, Evosea, Eumycetozoa, Acytosteliales, Acytosteliaceae. The record is from RefSeq and is a predicted model, not a curated record.
AUGACUGGAAAUAAAUAUCAUAGUAUUCAAGGUGCUUCUAAUCAACAAGAGUUACUCUAUGGCGAUUUAAAGUUGGUGAAUUCAAUCACUGGUCAGAAUCUCGUACAAACAUUGAUUCACAGUGUGAUCGAUCAUAUCUGUGGUAGAACUAUUCCCGUUGACUUUUCAAUCUAUGGUUUACAGACAAUCCGAACACUCUUUGAACGUUUGGCUGUGUUUGUCAGUCGUGUUGUCGGACGUGAACUAAAGAGAGAGCAGAUCGUGGAGGAUCUAAAGACUGCUGCAGUUCAAGACGAUUCAAUCAAUACGAUCGCUGAUGCCAUUGUAUCACGUUAUCAAGAUAUCAAACGUGAACUAACAGAGAAACUAUCUUCUAUUUCAUCUUCAUCUCUAACUGAUUUCGAUUGGAAAAUGAAUCUUAUAUUAUCAAGUGAUAAGAUAAACAGUGUAAAUGAAAAUGUAUUAAUGUUGAACCUCACUAUUGAUCACCAUGAAGAAAAGAAAGAACAAUUGUUGGUUGAACUAUCAAAGAAGGAUUUAGAUCAAUUACUUUCGCAAUUCGAACAAAUCAAUAGUGUGGUACAAUCAUUAAAGAUUUAA